This is a messenger RNA of Diorhabda sublineata, 6949 nucleotides long. RefSeq names its product KAT8 regulatory NSL complex subunit 1 (gene nsl1). The record is from RefSeq and is a predicted model, not a curated record. The coding region runs from base 594 to 3731 and encodes 1045 amino acids. Gene Ontology annotation, molecular function: histone acetyltransferase binding. The transcript is spliced from 9 exons. NCBI's taxonomy places the organism in Eukaryota, Metazoa, Arthropoda, Insecta, Coleoptera, Chrysomelidae. Gene Ontology annotation, cellular component: NSL complex.
AGUUUCCUACGUUCUGUGUAUGCCAUCGUUCCGCUGUUUUUAAAGAAUGUCGCCUGGACGCCAUUGUUAUUCAUUGAAUAUAAUAUGAAAGUGAUUUUUAUCGUUUAGAACUCCACCCGUGGUUUCAAAUAUCAAUUCGUACAUUUAAAAAGUUUAAAGCAAGAAACAGUGAUAAUCAAAUACAGUGCACGGAUUAGCGUAAUUACAUAUUCAAGUGGUGCAAUAUUAAAUGAGUAUUCUCUAUUAGGAAGCUUCGUAAUAAAACGUUUCGUAAGCUUGUAUUCGUCACGUGGGAGUGUGCCGUUUUAAUAAACAUGCGUUAUAUUCGAAAAAGGAAAUAAAUUUUAAAAUGCAUAUUUCGUGUGUGCCCGCGUAAAUUUCCAGGUGUUUCAUUAUAGCGAACUAGUAAUUUUAGUGAAAAUUGUACGGAGUGUUUUUGUUAUGGAACUAGCCGGUGACUAGUUCCUUCGCAUUUAAAGAUUGGUCAUAUUUCAUGGAAUUCAGCUCGUAUAUAUUGAUCAAGAGCUCUAUGAAAAAGCUGUGGGUUUAAUGUUGUUGACAUGAUACAUUUUGAAUUUAAAAACACUGGAUGAAUGGGAUUGCGUACAGCCUCGGUGAGGCAUCCCCAUGUGGAGGUCAUGGCUCCAGCUCUAACCGAGACGGUUCAAACACAGAAUUUUGAUUUGCCCCCAAAGUCCUGUCUAGAACCCACUUUCCAAGUAAAUAGUUACAGAAAAAACAAAUUCAUAGAGCAAGAUAAACAGGCUUUUUUAAAAAGUGGUGGUGAAUAUGUUGGUAAAGUUCAUUUAGACAGUAAUGAAAUUAAGAGUUCUGUUGUAUUAAAUUCAGAAAAGAUAUUUAAUAAUUUCCACAGAAAGUCUAACAGUGCCUCGGAUACCAAUUCAAAUAAUAUAAUGAAUAGCCCAUCAUCUAUGGGUGACCAAGAUAAUAAAAUGGGCCUUCAAAAAACAGGAAUAGACAUUUCAAUGAUCCACAAAGAUAAAAAACCUUCAGAAAUGGAACAGUUAUUACAAAAUUUUUCAGUUUCCUCAGAUUUGGAGACAAAUGUAGAAGAUAUAAUGCAGGUAAUCAAAUCAAUAGAAGGAAGUGAUAAAUUAAAUAAUAGUUCUAAUGACUUGAAUGCAGAAGGUGAUGAUAUUUUUCCUAUUACUGGGACCGAUUUAACCAAUAAUUUAUCAUCUUUUGAGAAAGAGUUACUAGAAAAUGUCGAUGUAAUGACUAUGAGUAUGGAAGACCAACAAGAUGAACUUGAUACCGUUGACAAACAUAAAGAAUCUCAAGCUAAAGAAGUUUUAAGCCUUUUACAAAAUAAACACACAAAGUUAGAGAGGCGAUUGGAUUUUAUAAAGAGGCGAGUUUAUAAAUUACAAUCAAGGUUUUUGGGACAGCAUAUUAGUAGUGAGAUAGCUGGCGUAUUUGAAAAUGUUCAUCAUUCAUUUAAAAAGCCAAAGGAACCCCUUGAAGAGCCAGUGUCAGUUUUCAAUAAAACCAUUUUGCCAGUUGAUAAACUCAAACCCUUAUCAUAUAGUUCUGCAAAGACAUUAGUGAGAAAAUUAGAAAUGACUACAGUGUUACAGGCCAGUGCAGUUGCUAGACAAAAAAAUACUCCAAAAUAUUUUGGAUCGGGCUCUGUUGAAAUACCUGUACCAAGGACUAGCUCUUCUGGAGUAGUUACCAUCACCCCUUGGACUACCAAUACAAAAAAUGAGCUGCAAAAAGUUGCUACUCAGUUAAAAACUCAAACUAGCUUAACUCAGAAGCAAGUUGAUUCUGAAGCCACUGAAAGUAGCUCAGGAGGAGAAAGCUGUGAUGAAAUGCAAAAUUAUAACAAUCCACACCAACAGUAUCUUAGUGUACAAAAAAGAUCUUUAUGGAAAUAUUUAACGGAUCGAGCAAUGAUAGCCGCCAGAUGGACGUGGUUACAUGCUCAAAUCACCGAUUUGGAAUACCGUAUCCGUCAACACACGGAUCUUCACAAGCAGAUCCGUAUGAACAAGGGCGGCAUCCAAUUGGGUGGUUCCAGUCCGCCCCAUUCAUCACCUACUUCGCAAACUGUAAACGGGUACCUCGGCCAACUACCCGGUAGUUCUUUGUCGUCUAAAACUGCGGACAGUCCAACUGAUGAUACUUCGAAUGCGGAUUACGAAUGUGCCAGAACGAGGCCUUUAGUGAAAUUCAAAAAAAGGAAGCUACUUCAAAUAUCAGGUCUACAUGCUGUAUCCAGAAAGGCGGCGAGGCCGAGUAAUAUGCGUUGUAGAUGUAUUCCGUUGACGAAUCCUUGUGCAUUGUGUACAGGGAGAACGGAUCCAACUUAUCCUAGAGAUCCACCAGAUACGCUAAGCAGAGCAGAGAAGGUUAUGCUACUCGAUCCUGGAUUUCAUCCUGUUUUUUCGCUACCUGAAGAUACUUCCCAAAGUAUUCAUCUAGAAGCUAUAAUGAAGAUCCAGGAGUGGCAACAGAGAAGUACAAGAAUGAAGACCUUGAAGGUUUCAUCUAAACCUGAAAGACAUGAGUCUAAAUCUUCUGAACACAGAACCAAGAAAUUGGAGCAUCGAAAGAAAUACGGACGAUUAUUGAAAAACAGCACCAUGUCUGCAUUAUCUGCAAAAAUACGAAAUAAAAUAAGGGGACGUAAACCAGGCCGACCAUCUUCUCUAGUUCAUCAUAAACGACACCUCAGGACCGAUCUAUCAUCCCAGUCAAUGACAAAUCCAACAGAUUCUGCAAUGGAUGAAGAAGUCGAAUCAAUAGGUAAUAACAGCAAUCAAGGUGGAACACAUUCGGCCGAUUCGCCAAAUUCAUCGCCGUUGCUACACAUGCAUUCGAUCUCAGGGUACAACAGAAGGAGUAAUAGUAAUCGUUUCCAAUCCUACGAUAUCGACAACAUAGUCAUACCUUACAGCGUAGCGGCCGCUACUAGAGUUGAGAAAUUACAGUACAAAGAAAUAUUAACUCCAAAAUGGAGAAUAAUAGAUCCCACAUAUGAAACACAAUUCGAAACCAAAAAUAAUGGCGCUAUGAAAGAUACCGAACCGGAUAGCGACGUGGAAGACCUUACCGAAGAUUCUGUGAUAGCCCGCCACGAUCGUAGCGAAUACGAAGAAAAAAGACGUUUUCUAAGUUAUCUUAAAUUACCGCCCGGUUCCGGUAGGGCGCGUCACCAUCGUCGAACUGACAGUAGAGCUGAAUCGAGUGGCGGUAACACGCCCGAUCCUAUGUCACCACAUAAUCCCGAUCAUCACGAUUCUCCAAUGACUUCUCCUCCAGCUACUCCUCUAUCCGUUGGAGGGGUAGACGAAAAUCAACAGUUACCCCAGUUACCAUCCAUCGCCGUUAUGAGAAGACGAACGAUGUCCCAAUCUAGAUUUAGUAUGGGAGGUAAAGAGAGGGAAGCUAAAGAAGAUUCUAGGGCUACUACACCGGAUAUUGUUGAAGUACCUCCUUACGAAAAACGGACAUUUCCUAUUAGCGAAGAAACUUACGAAAAGAUGUUGAAACACAUGCCAGAAGAUCAUCAAUUCCAAACGAACAUCAGAUCACAGGAUUCGGCGGAUUUUGAAACUCGCGAAGUGUACAACUAUGAGGAUCCAAAACUCGAUUCGCCCGAUAGCGAAUCGACGGAAUCUGCGAUUGGUGAAGGAGAAGAGGAUCCCAACGAUCCGGAAUGGAUAGACAUGGAAAAACUUAACAGAGAACGGUACAAGAGAUAAAAGCCGUCUUUAACUAUUCUUUUUUAUAAUAAAACCGAAUCCAAGUGAAAUGAUAUGAUCCGAUUUGUAGUAUCCUUUAACGCUACAUGAAACUUGAUCGGAUGUAGAGGAGAGGAAGAAAAAAACAAGUUUUUCUUAUUUUCAUGUUUUAUUUUUAAUGUUUUUAAGCAGGUUUACUGUUUUAGAUUUGCUUAGUAUUCAAACCGUUUUUUUAUCGAUGGAUUGUAGUUUUACGUUAGUGUCACACUGCAUUGGAUUUCGUUAACUGAGAAUUUGUUGCUAAAAAAAUUGUACUCUUCAUAAGAGUUAUUUAUACGAUAAAGAUAGUGUUAUUUGUAUUCGUUAUUUUUUUUUUUUUGGUUAAACUAAUUUUACGUAAUCUAUCAGGAAGUUUCAUGUACGAUGUUAUACCUUGUAAAGUAUAUUGAAUAAAAUAAGUGAAAAGAAAGAAAUAUUUAUUUUCGAACGCUUAAUAAAUAUGUUGACUAGAGGGUUCAGUUACCUACUCUAACUAGUUGGUAUGUGAAUUUUUAUAUCCAAAUAUGUUUUAAUAUUACAAAAUUAAAAAAAAAUAAACUUUAACUAAGACAUAUUAGUGUUUGUUUUUCUAUUCGUUUUCUAUGGUUCGUGGUAAAAAAUUUUAGUUGUACUGCAGUUUUUACUUACUCUGUUAUCGACAUUGUCAAAUUUCCAUUGAUUUUAAGAGCUUACGUAGUGAAUAUUGAAGAAUCCCAACUCUAUAGUUAUUUUUGUGGCGACUGUAGACGGAAACUUUCCAUUAUGUAAGGUUGGUGUCCCGCUAAUGACAUUUUUUAAGUGUUGUCAUCUUGACGUUUAUUUUACUUCAUGUAUUCCAAUUCUCUUGUGAUUUGAAUUUUUUAAUUUUGUCAAGUAAUUAAAACUCUUCAAAUUGUGUCAGUCUGAGUUUGAUUAGGCUAGAACAAGAAAAUCACAUCUUUGAAAUGAUAAAUUUUACCACACAAGCACUACUUUAAGAAAAUCGCAAUGUUUCAAUUAUCAAAAGGGUCCUGAACAACUCGAACAGAACUAACACUUCUAACCGUAACUUAAUCAUGUUUAGAGGAUGUUCACUAAUCUAAGGUAUGCUUCAGGUUGUAUCUAAUUCAGUAAGUAAUAUCAAUUUCAUCAUAUCCCCCGACUUCGCGUAGCUACGAAUGCAGGCCUUUGGAGCCAAUUCAUUCUUUGAUGGAUGUAGGGGUUCUGGGCUUUACAUAAACUUCUGGGUUGGAAGCCCUGACUAAAAGAGGGUUGGAGGCAACUUUAGGAUCCGGGGCCUUUAAGCCCUGAGCCGUCUCGGAAGCUUUCCUUCUCCUUUUUUUACAACACAGUUGCUUUUGCGGUUGUGGGUUCCGUGGUCUCUGUUCAGAACUUUCGGGGGAAGAGGAUUUGUCAUGGUCUCUGCUCUUGCAGUGCUCUUAUAAUUUCGCUCUUCGCGACAACUGGUAAGAGCUCAGGUACCAUUCAGGAGAGCGGCCGCUGGGCUUCCUCACCAACGGCUUCUAAUAACAAAAUCGCACAAUGUCUAGGAGAUGCGUGGCAGUGAUGGUACAGCUGACCAUUGAUCGCUUAUACAAAUUGUUCUAAAUAUAAGAACGUUUGAAAUGUAGCAGAAAAAAAAACUAUAUUUACUUGGAACCUAACCCAUCAUGUAUUAUACGUUUUCGAUGAACUAAAAGUAACGAAUUUCUAAAGUUAAAUCACGCCAUAGUGUUUUAUAACGCCUAAAUAAUAAUCUAGGUCAUGGAAAGAAUGCGCAGAUCACAUUUGUGUAUCCUAGAUUAAUAAUAAUGACAUUCAAUUAUACAAUUUUUAAAUCCUAACACGUUGACUGCCAUUUUUACAUGAUUUAAAUUUUUUAUACACAAAUUCUGAUACACAUGGCAGUCAAUGUGUUAAUGGUAUAAAUUAUUAAAUAAAAACUACGGUAAUAAUAUCAUACCUUUAUUUAUAUAAAAAAUUUACCAAUAAAAAUACUCAUGAUCAAAAUAUUAAACAUGAAUAUACAGUGGAGGUCGUGAUGUCUGAACAUUUUUCCAAAAUCGAUUUUUGCAAGCAAAUAUUUGGAAUAAAAAGAUAUCGAAAUGGAAAAUUUUUUGUUUCAGACAUUGGGACGUCACUUAUACGUACAUUCCAUAUAUAAAAUCGUGUAACAAAAUAUUCGUACAGUAGUUCAAAAAAUAUAGAUAAAAGUUAUUUGGUCCUAUACCAUGAUAAAAGUAAAAAAAUUACAAAUCACAUUACACACUUAAAAUUUAUUAAAUGCCCUUGUUUGGAAUCAUUUUUUAAUUUCAACGAGAUUAUACUGUUGUUGAAUUUAUAAUUAUUCGUUUAUUAUUGCACUUUAUAUAUACAGGGUGUCCUGAUAAACACAAACUACAGAUACAAUAUGAGAGUUCCUCAUUACGCUGUUCGAUUUAGGUUUUUAAUCUAAAGUGACCAGUCACAACUAAAAUUCCAUUAUAAUUCCGAAUUUUCUACGCAUUAAAUACUUUUAAGGGGACUUUUAACAUUAAAAGGGACCCCUCAUGUAAAAAAUGUACAGGAGGUUUAGUUAAUAGUUAUGAACUCAUCUCCGCCCUACUUGGAUUUAACAGAAUUUUAAAAUUCGGCGAAUUCGUUUGAUCUUUGUUUUUAUAUAAGUUUUUAUAGCAAAGCGGUUUAUUUGUUUUACUUUUCUAUUUUUCUAGAACUUGUGGAAUAAGGAGUUUAUGUUGUGCAGUGAACAGACCGAAAGAGAAAGUAAUCGAUGAAUUUAAAUAAACUAUUCAAGUUAGUUAAAUGAUAGUGAUAAGUGAAUUAUAAUAAGUUAGUUAAGUGUAGUGUAUAUUAUUCAAAUAAAAGUAAAAGAUAAUGUCUAUUAAUUAAAAUCAUAUAAAUAAAUAAGGAAAACAUUACAAUAGUAUGAUUUGACUCCCAGUGAAAAGGGGGUAACUUCGUUUACUGAUAGUUACCUGCUUGACUUCUUUGUAGAAAGAGGUACGUUAAUUUUUUUCUAAUGGGGCUUUUAUUUUCAUAUUUAACCCUUUUCUUUUACUAUGGGGAAAUAUUGAAGAAAAAAAAUAUGGAAAUACUGGUCAUAGGGCUCCAUAAGUUAUUGGUGGUCAAAGGCUUUAAGUACCUCGAAAUUACACUAACACAAGGUGAAACUGGAGCGAUUGGAAGAUUGUUCAACGCAAUUAGAACACAGAAACAAAAAA